AUGGCAUCAUCUAAUCAAUAUAUACUAUAUAUAGUAGGAUUACUACUAUUAUUACAUUCAGGUUAUUCAUCAUUUGAAUUUCAUAAAUUUAUAAUACAUAAUAAUUCAAUAAAUUCAAUAAAUUCACCAACAAAUUUACCAUUAGAUAUAUCAAUUGAAGCUAUUAUAGGGUUUAUAAUUAUAUUAAUUGGUUCAAUAAUAAGUAUUGAAAAUUCAAAUUAUUUAUCAAUUGAAAAUAAGAUUAUAAAAGAAGAAUUUAAAUAUUUAAAAUCAAUAAAUUUAUCUGAUAGUUUUCAAAUUGGUGAAAAAAUUGGUAUUGGUGAAUUUGAAGAAUUAAAUUCAAGAUUACCUUUUAUUGAUAUUGUUAAAAUUAGAAAUGACUAUAGCAAAUGGGUUAAUGAAGAAAAAAAGUAG
Messenger RNA from Lodderomyces jiufengensis, 414 nucleotides. RefSeq lists its product as uncharacterized. Gene Ontology annotation, biological process: protein folding in endoplasmic reticulum. The record is from RefSeq and is a predicted model, not a curated record. The coding region runs from base 1 to 414 and encodes 137 amino acids. The transcript has a single exon. NCBI's taxonomy places the organism in Eukaryota, Fungi, Ascomycota, Pichiomycetes, Serinales, Debaryomycetaceae. Gene Ontology annotation, cellular component: EMC complex.